Molecule: messenger RNA, 471 nt
Organism: Capsicum annuum
Lineage: Eukaryota; Viridiplantae; Streptophyta; Magnoliopsida; Solanales; Solanaceae
Exons: 1
Coding region: 1-471 (156 amino acids)
Source: RefSeq, a predicted model, not a curated record
AUGUUUGAGAAUGAUGCACGAUCAAAGGCAAAAUUUACUAUGUGGUUUCACUUUCAUGGAAAUUUACUAACUGUGGACAGACUUCUUAGAUGGGGUCUUAAACUUUCCCCUACCUGUGUUCUAUGUCUGAUGCAAGAUGAAACUAGAGAUCAUCUUUUCCUUUCUUGUGCUUUUGCACAAACCCUCUGGACUCGGAUGCUUCACUGGAUACAUAAAGAUGCUAUCACUGCAAGCAUAUGGGAGGACUAUACAAUGUGGGCUAUAAAGAAUGCUAAAAGUAGAUCGCAAAGAGUAAGAAUCUUCAAACUUGUAUUUGCUGAAUGUGUACACACUCUCUGGAUUGAAGGAAAUCAAAGAAUAUUUGAGGAAAAACAGAGGACAUGUGACAGCCUUGCAAAAGUUUUAGCUUACACCUGCAUUACCAGAGCUAAACCAACAAUCAGUACUCUUCUGCAUAAUUAUCGUUUCUAG